Messenger RNA from Nerophis lumbriciformis (worm pipefish), 5667 nucleotides. Lineage: Eukaryota; Metazoa; Chordata; Actinopteri; Syngnathiformes; Syngnathidae. The record is from RefSeq and is a predicted model, not a curated record.
AUGGGGUCCUUCGAGUAUGUGCAAUGUGCUCGGGUGUGGAUCCCUGACGUUGAGGAGGUGUGGAAGUCAGCUGAGCUGACCAAGGACUACAAAAAUGGCGACACAUCCCUGCAGCUCAUGUUGGAAGAUGGAACCAAUCUCGAGCACACGUUGGACCCCAAGACCAGGAACCUCCCCUACCUGCGAAACCCUGACAUCCUGGUGGGCGAGAAUGACCUCACGGCGCUCAGCUACCUCCACGAGCCGGCGGUGCUUCAUAACCUCAAAGUCCGCUUCAUCGACUCCAAGCUCAUUUACACUUAUUGCGGGAUUGUUCUGGUGGCCAUCAACCCAUACGAGACGCUGCCCAUCUACGGGACAGACAUCAUCAAUGCAUACAGUGGUCAGAACAUGGGAGACAUGGACCCGCACAUCUUUGCAGUGGCAGAGGAGGCUUACAAACAGAUGGCUAGGGAUGAGAGGAAUCAGUCCAUCAUUGUAAGUGGCGAGUCUGGGGCAGGAAAGACCGUUUCAGCCAAGUAUGCCAUGAGAUACUUUGCCACUGUUAGCGGCUCGGCCAGCGAGGCCAACAUUGAGGACAAAGUGUUGGCAUCUAACCCCAUCAUGGAGGCUAUCGGAAACGCCAAGACAACUCGGAACGAUAACAGCAGUCGUUUUGGGAAGUACAUAGAGAUCGGCUUUGACAACCGGUACCGAAUCAUUGGGGCAAACAUGAGGACAUAUCUGUUAGAAAAGUCCAGAGUAGUGUUCCAGGCGGACGAAGAGCGGAAUUAUCAUAUCUUUUAUCAGCUCUGCGCUUCAUCGCAUCUGCCCGAAUUCAAGAACCUCCAAUUGAGCAAUGCAAACAACUUCCUGUAUACCCGGCAGGGCCGCAGCCCCGUUAUCGAAGGGGUGGACGACAGCAAGGAGCUCGGCACCACCCGCAACGCCUUCUCCUUGCUUGGUAUUAACGAAUCUUAUCAGAUGGGACUGUUUCAAGUUCUAGCUGCUAUUCUUCAUCUGGGAAAUGUGGACAUCAAAGACAGAGAUUCAGAUAGCAGCCUCAUUCCCCCCAACAAUCAUCACUUGACGAAGUUCUGCGAGUUGGUUGGUGUCACCUACGAGGACAUGGCUCAGUGGCUGUGCCACAGGAAGUUGAAAACAGCAACAGAAACCUAUAUCAAGACCCUCCCCCGCCUGCAGGCUACGAACGCCCGUGACGCUCUAUCCAAACAUAUCUACGCCAAGCUCUUCAACUGGAUCGUGGAGCACGUCAACAAGGCGCUCAUCACCAAUAUGAAGCAGCACUCCUUCAUCGGCGUCCUCGACAUUUACGGGUUUGAGACGUUUGAAAUCAACAGCUUUGAGCAGUUCUGUAUCAACUACGCAAAUGAGAAACUCCAGCAGCAAUUCAACAUGCAUGUGUUCAAACUGGAGCAGGAAGAGUACAUGAAGGAGCAGAUUCCUUGGACUCUCAUCGACUUCUAUGACAAUCAGCCCUGCAUCAACCUCAUCGAAGCCAAGAUGGGCAUUCUGGACCUGCUGGAUGAAGAGUGCAGAAUGCCUAAAGGCUCCGACGAUUCAUGGGCUCAAAAGCUGUACAACACCCAUCUGAAGACGUGCUCCCUCUUCGAAAAGCCGCGCAUGUCCAACUGUGCCUUCAUCAUUCAACAUUUUGCCGAUAAGGUUGAAUAUCAAUGUGAAGGUUUUCUGGAGAAGAACAAAGACACAGUGAAUGAAGAACAGAUCAACGUUCUCAAGGCCAGCAAGCUUAAGUUUGAUCUUUUGGUGGAGCUAUUCCUUGAUGAAGGAAAAGCUACAAGUCCCACCGGUCAGCCGGCUGGGUCGGGAGGCAGGACCCGUCUCAGCCUCAAACCUGAAAAAAGCCGCGACAACAGCAGCAAGGAGCACAAGAAGACUGUCGGCUGCCAGUUCCGUAACUCUCUUCAAAUGCUCAUGGAGACAUUGAACGCCACCACUCCACAUUACGUCCGCUGUAUUAAACCCAAUGAUUUCAAGCAGGCCUUCUCGUUUGACCCGAAACGUGCGGUGCAGCAGCUAAGAGCCUGUGGGGUCCUAGAGACAAUCCGAAUCUCUGCGGCAGGUUUCCCAUCCAGAUGGACAUACCAGGAGUUCUUCAGCCGUUACAGAGUGCUGAUGAAGCAGAAGGAUGUUCUCUCUGACAAGAAGUUAACCUGCAGGAACGUUCUUGAAAAGCUGGUGGAGGACCAGGAUAAAUACCAAUUUGGUAAGACCAAGAUCUUCUUCAGGGCCGGUCAGGUAGCUUACCUAGAGAAGCUACGAGCCGACAAGCUACGUGCCGCCUGCAUCCGAAUCCAGAAAACUAUUCGCUGCUGGUUGGCGCGCAAGAAGUACAUGCGCAUGCGUGACGCGGCCAUCACCAUCCAGAGGUUUACCAGAGGAUACCAGGCUCGCUGCUUGGCGAAGUUCAUGCGACGCACUCAGGCAGCCAUCGUCAUCCAGAAGUACCAGAAGAUGUAUGUAGCUAGGAAACGCUACAGGGAGAAGCAGAAGGCUGCCUUAGCCAUACAGACUAUCCUAAGAGCUUACAUGGCUCGCCAGAAGUACAAAGCGCUUCUCCGCGAGCACAUGGUGGUGAUCAUCCAGAAGCAUGCCCGCGGCUGGCUAGCUAGACGCUGGUACAAGCGUUGUCUGAGCUCCAUCGUCUACCUGCAGUGCUGCCUCCGCAGGAUGAGAGCUAGACGCGAGCUGAAGAAGCUGAAGAUAGAGGCCCGCUCGGUGGAGCACUUCAAGAAACUCAACAAGGGCAUGGAGAACAAGAUCAUGCAGCUCCAGAGGAAGAUCGACGAGCAGACCAAAGAGAACAAGUCAGUAAACGAGAGACUAACAGGCUUGGAGAACACCUACACGACGGAGAGUGAGCGGCUACGUGGAGAGUUGGGUCGCCUUCGUGGUGUGGAAGAGGAGGCCAGGAGCAAAGGCAACCAGGUCAACUGUCUCCUGGAGGAGCUGGAGAAGCUGAGGAAGGAGCUUUGCACUACGCAGCAGGAGAAGAAGACCAUCGAGGACUGGGCGCAGACAUACAAGGGAGAAAUGGAGAAAAUGGUAUCGGAACUGAAAGAUCAGAAUGGCUUGCUGAAGAAAGAGAAAGACGACUUGAACAGGUUGAUUCAGGAACAGAGUCAGCAGAUGACAGAGAAAAUGGCACGUACGAUUGCAGCGGAGACUCAGCAAUUGGAGACGGAUCUGAACGAGGAGCGCUCUCGCUACCAGAAUCUCCUGACAGAACACCUUCGCCUAGAGGAGAAAUACGACGACCUCAAAGAGCAUAUUUCCAAGCCUGGCCACAGGAGAACGGAUUCCACCCACAGCAGCAACGAAUCCGAGUACACGUACAACUCCGAGUUCGCCGAAUCGGAAGAAGGUUCCCGUGCCGCAGAAGAUUUGACGCGAGGAAUGGAUACCUCACUCACGCUCAAGCUCCAGAAGCGACUCACAGAGCUGGAGCAAGAAAAGCAGUCGCUGCGCAAUGAGCUAGAAAACAAGGAGGAGCAGUUUCAGAGGACUCGAGCCAGGGAUGAAUCAGAGUUCAAAAAGGCACGUGGGGCAGAGUUGGAGUACGAGUCCCUCAAGCGUCAAGAACUGGAGUCUGAGAACAAGAAGCUGAAACACGACCUGGCCGAGAUGAGGAAAAGCCUUUUGGGUGGCGCAGCUGCGAGUUCAGGUGCACCCGGCUCUCCAGCCUACAAGGUGCUGUUGGAUCAGCUCAACUCCUCCUGCGAGGAGCUGGAGGUGCGCAAGGAGGAGGUGCUUAUCCUGCGCUCACAGCUGGUCAGCCAGAAGGAAGCCAUGCAGCACAAGGAUGAGAAGGAGACCAUGACAGAAGUUGCCGUCCACGUGGAGGAUAUUUCCAAAUUGAAGGAUGCCGAUGAACUCAAACAAGCCUACAUCGGUCUCAAAGACACCAACAGAUCUUCAAGGUUCGCAUUUAAGCGGCUAGAAGUCAGACAUCUGUUGAGUAGGCUCAGAUCGGCGGCUCCAGACUUCCAAAAACUGAAUGAGGACGGAGAGCUGUGGCUGGUUAAUCAGGGCUUAAAGGAGACUAUCAGGCUGCUGGAGCACCAGCUGCAGACUCAGCGGAGGAGUUACGACAGCGAGGUGGAGUCGCUGCGUGGCGAACUACAGAACGUCAAGGAGGAAAACAACCGGCAGCAACAGCUCCUGGCACAGAACCUCCAACUUCCCCCGGAAGCCCGCAUCGAAGCCAGUCUGCAGCAUGAAAUCACCCGACUCACCAACGAGAACCUGGAGCUGGUAGCCAACGACCCCACAGCGUCCCGAGAGGCUCGAGUCAUCAUUUUACGGCGGAUGGUUGAUCUCAUGGAGCAGCUGGAGAAGCAGGACCGAACAAUCCGCAAGCUCAAGAAGCAGCUUAAGGUUUACUCCAAGAGGAUCGGAGAGAUGGGAGCUGGUCAAGCAGAAGGACAGACAUCACCGGGGCAGAUGGUGGAUGAGCCAGUCCAUCCGGUCAACAUUCCUCGCAGGGAGAAGGACUUCCAGGGAAUGCUGGAGUACAAGAAGGAGGACGAACUGAAACUGGUCAAGAACUUGAUCCUGGAGCUCAAGCCUCGCGGCGUUGCCGUCAACCUGAUCCCGGGUCUGCCCGCUUACAUCCUCUUCAUGUGUCUGAGGCAUGCAGACUACGUCAAUGACGAAAAGAAGGUCCGCACGCUGCUCACGUCCACCAUCAACAGCAUCAAGAAGAUCUUGAAGAAAAGAGGAGAUGACUUUGAGACCAUCUCCUUCUGGUUGGCCAACACCUGCCGCUUCCUGCACUGUCUGAAGCAGUACAGCGGGGAUGAGGACUUCAUGAAGCACAACACUUCCCGGCAGAACGAGCACUGUCUGUCCAACUUCGACCUGACAGAGUACAGAUCGGUGAUCAGCGACCUGGCCAUCCAAAUCUACCAGCAACUCAUCAAAUGCAUGGAGAACACCCUUCAGCCCAUGAUAGUCUCCGGAAUGCUGGAGCACGAAACCAUCCAGGGCGUGUCCAGCGUGAAGCCGACGGGCCUGCGCAAGCGGACGUCCAGCAUCGCCGACGAAGGCACCUACACGCUGGACUCUAUCCUGCGCCAGCUCAACGCUUUCCACUCCACCAUGUGCCAGCACGGCACCGACCCCGAGCUCAUCAAGCAGGUGGUCAAGCAGCAGUUCUAUGUCAUCGGAGCCGUCACCCUCAACAACCUGCUACUCCGGAAAGACAUGUGCUCCUGGAGCAAAGGCAUGCAAAUCAGGUACAACGUGAGCCAGCUGGAGGAGUGGCUGCGUGACAAAAGUCUGAUGAACUGUGGGGCCAAAGAAACUCUGGAGCCUCUCAUCCAGGCCGCUCAGCUGCUGCAGGUCAAGAAGAAGACUGACGAGGAUGCUGAAGCCAUUUGCUCCAUGUGCCUGGCUCUCACCACAGCACAGAUCGUGAAGGUCCUGAACCUCUACACUCCAGUCAACGAGUUUGAAGAGAGGGUGUCUGUCGCAUUCAUCCAAACUAUACAGACACGUUUGCGGGACCGCUGCGAGACUCCACACCUUCUGAUGGACACCAAAAUUAUCUACCCCGUCACCUUCCCAUUCAACCCGUCUUCCCUCGGUUUGGAGACCAUUCAGAUCCCGAGCUCGCUCAACCUGGCCUUCCUCACCCGCGUCUAA